Molecule: messenger RNA, 2355 nt
Organism: Cylindrotheca closterium
Lineage: Eukaryota; Bacillariophyta; Bacillariophyceae; Bacillariales; Bacillariaceae
Source: the annotation of a GenBank genome assembly
AUGGUUCCAGAGCUUGAAAUAGACGUGGUUUCCAAAUUCAGCAUGUCACCUCGGGCGCGCUAUGUGGAUUGGUCGGGUGAAAUUUCCAGCCUUUCCAAAAUUACACCCUGGACUCUGGAUUCUGCCAUGAUGACAUCGUCGUCGUUCUCAUCAUCCGAUGGCGACGAGGAUUAUAGCCCCGUUUCUUCCAGCACCAGCUUCAGCUUCAGCACGCCUCAAUCCCAGGACUCGAGUCGUAAUUCAUUUUGUAGACCCUGCGAUUUGGAUGCCGCCAAGAUCGUCAUGGAAGCAAAGGAGCAAUUGGAACAAGUCAUUAGGAAAUAUCAAACCGUGUUGGUUUUGUCCUCACAACAAGAAUCAUCCUUGACAAGUCGCGGAUUGUAUUAUUAUUCAGAAAUAGCGACAACGUAUUCAAGAACGAGUGCUGUCCUUGGCGAUGUAAAAAGGCACCACCAAGCGAUUGAAUUAUACCAAGAAGCAUUAGAGAUACGAUCGAGAAUUGGAGGACAUGAUCAUGACCAUAAUUGCGGUGAUACUACCGACCCAACGCAUUUGGAUGCUGACGCUCAGCAAUUCGAAUCUCCAUCUGGAACACUCCAGACUCACCAAGAAGCUUUGGAUGCUGCUUUAAAGACUCACGGGAAAGAUCAUCCGCUCGUUGCCACCAGGUAUCAUCGAAUGGCGAACAUACUUCAUCAUCACGGAAAACUUUCAGAAGCGACGCAAAUGUUUCAGCAGGCUCUGAUGAUUCGAUUGAAAACUCUUGGAAAGGAAUACCUCGAUGCAUGUGUAGGAAUAUUGUAUAGUUAUAUGGGUGAUUUGUUAAUGACUGCAGACAAAUUGGAGGAAGCAGUAUCCACCUAUCGACGGGCGCUGCGAAUAUUUACUCGUAUUUUGAAACCGAAUGACCGAUGGCUUGGUACAAUAUACCGACAGCUGGGAGAUGCAUUGGAUAUUCAAGGCAAUCAUGAUGAAGCACUGACAAUGUAUCAGGGGGCGCUCCGGUCAGAAUUGCAUCGAGCGAGACACGGAGGUUGCGAAGAGUUGCAAGUUGCAGCGUCGAUAUUCAAGAGGAUUGGAACCGUUUUGCGCAAACACGGCAAUCAUGAUUUUGCCAUGAAAAUGUUCGAGGAAGCACUUCAAAUCAAGAUGAAAAUUCAAAAGCAAGACUAUAAAUCCAGACGCAAGACAAAGUUAAAAAUGUAUGAAGAAUACCUUUCUUUCACGACGAAAGCCAAUGGUCGGUGGCACCCAUCGGUAGCUAUGGUUUGCAUCAAAAUAGGACAUCUUAAGAAUGCCGAAAGCAAGUACACGGAAGCAAUCCAGAUGUAUAAGAAAGGUUUUGAUAUUCGAUUGCAAUUCGUUGGACAAGACACUUUGGAUACUGCAAUUCUAAGCAACACCAUGGCAGAUGUUUUGACCAAACUCGGUAGGUGGAAUGAAGCAGUCAAGUACUACAAAAAGUCACUUGAGACUUUUUCGGCCGCCCUUGGACCAUACGAUCCAUGGGUAAGAACAACAUUUCAAAAGUUGGAGAACAUUUUCGUUGACCAAGACAAGCACGACGAGGCAUUGAUAAUGCACAAGGAAGUCUUCCGAUAUGAAUUGCGAGAAACCAGGUACAUUGCCACAUCGAAAUUGUUCUGGGGAACAAAUGACGCCGAAGAUUUCACGACAAAACUGUACAAGAAUGCUCUUGAGAUGCGGGCAAUGGCUCUGGCACCGGAGUAUCCAGAUGCUGGACGAAUGCACAAUGCUCUUGGAGAUCUGUAUUUCAGCCAGCACAAAUGCGAGGAGGCCACCGCGGUGUAUCAAGAGUCCCGCGCGCUCGAAAAGAUUUGCCUUGGAGCCAACCAUCCAGAUGGAGCAGCGGCGUGUGGCAUUGUCGAGAAAAUCUCAAAGCACAAAGACAAUGAACAUGAAGCCAUAGAGGCAUAUCACAAUAUCCUGGGGAUCGGCUUGCAAGCCCAUGUCCAUGAUCAUCUAUUGAUUGCAUCCAGAUAUCACAGAAUCGGCAACAUUCUCUGCAACCAAGGCCGAUAUAGAGAUGCAAUGGACAUGUAUCAGGAUUCACUAGACAUCCGAUUGAAGAAGAUUGGCUACAAUCAUCCCGAUACGACAUUACUGUUCAAUCACAUGGGGCAUGCAAUGGCAAAUCAAGGUAGCUAUUUGGAUGCUGGAAGGAUGUUCAAGCGAGCCCUGCAAAUAUGGCAGAAAGAUCUUAGAGAAGACCAUCCAAUGAUAUUAUCAACCUACCAGAAGAUGGUGGACAUAGCAUUUGAACAGGGAAAAGCUGCGGAAGCAGAGAAGCUCUACAAGGAGAAGAUUGAACCCUUUCGAAAUCCUUGCAUAUGA